Messenger RNA from Candidula unifasciata, 4425 nucleotides. Lineage: Eukaryota; Metazoa; Mollusca; Gastropoda; Stylommatophora; Geomitridae. The record is from the annotation of a GenBank genome assembly.
AUGCCGCUUCUCCGUAAGCAACCAUUUCACAAGCAGAAAAUACCUCAUGAUCUCGAUCCAGAGGAAGAGGUAUUUCAUUGUAAAAUCACAAAUGAAAUUUUCAGGGAUUACAAUGCGUUUUUUGAAAGAAUCAUCCUUUGCAACAGUUUGGUCUGGUCAUGUGCCAUUACAGGCAGAUCAGGACUGACUUUCCAAGAAGCAGAAGAAUGUGAGGAGAAAGCAAAGAAGAACUUGGCAACAUUUCAGGAUAGCCUGAAGAAACCUUUACUGUUUCUAGCAACAUUGACUCACAGAAGUAGACUGAAUGAUUUGAAUGAUGAUGUGUUUGUCUUUGCGAAGGAUCGCUUUUUCAUUGGAGAGACACUUGACAUAAGUAUCGGAGCUCAGAGGACAUCCUGCACCGUUGUUGCUGUUGUGCCUCCAAAAGAAGGGAAAGCCAAUGGAGAUAUCAUUGUCAUUGAAGACUCAGAUGAUGACUCCAAUUCCGCAAAUCCAGAAUCCAAAAGCCAGAGGAAGAAGAAAGGUGGUGCAGGGGAUCCAGCUAAAUAUCAUUACAAGGUCAAGCUGUCUGGCUCAUCAGAUAUUCAGACAGUGGCAGCAACCACGUUAAGUCGGAAACGAGGUCUAUAUUCCCGAGAUAGAAGCAAAUUAUUUCUCAAGCAGCAUUGCGCCCCUGUAGAUGGAUUGUGGAAAGUACAGGAAUCAACUAUGAAAAGACUUAAUCUUGCUGCAGCAAAAUUUGAAGAUUUUUUUGCCGGUCCCCUUCCCGCAUUUGAAUUCUCUGCAGUAAAAAGGAAAAACAACGCGAAGCGAUCUUUUGAAACGUCAUCACCUAUUGAAUUUGAAGAAUCACCAAGCCAUUCCAAGAAAGUGUUGAAAAACAACAAGGGAGAGAAAAUUGAUUCUGAACCCAAUGUGGAGUAUGUCCCUCUGCCAACACCCGAAGACCGAGCAUUAAUGAAAGAAAAGUUGAAACAACAAAAGGUAGAUGAGAAACGAAAGUUUUUGGAAGAGAAGGAGUCAAAGAAAGAAGAAAUGCGACGACAGAUUGAAGCUGAAAAACUUCGCAGGAAAGAGGAAAAAGACAAGGAACGAAUGAAAAAACUGGAAGAAAAAAGAAAAGAGCUUGAACUGUAUCGAGAGUGGGCAAGACCUCGAGAUGAUUUGGAAUGUGAUGAUUUGAAGGAAAUGCCGGAAUUUAUGCCUGUUCACACUAGAGUUCCCAUGGAAUUAUUUGGAGAUGCUGUGAUGAUUCUCGAGUUUGCUCACAUAUUUAAGUCAAUAUUUGACUUCAAGCAGUUUUUCCCUAAAGGGUUAACAUGGUGUAUGAUUGAGUCUGCCCUUAUGGACCACGAACCAGAUGGCCCUCUGUGUGACUUGCUACAGAUGCUGUUGUGUGCCUUAUUUUACCUGCAAGAAGAGGAGGAGGAUGAAUACCAGGAGUUAGAAAAGGCUGAUAAAUCAAAACUGGCUGAAGAAAAAGACGAUGAACUUGAUGAGGAGCAUACAACAAAUGAAGUGAUUCGCGCGGCCACUAUCAUGGCUCAAUUUUCUCCCAGUGUUUUAGGUAUGCCAUUGCGUGACACCUUGCUGGACCAGUUCACUCUGUCAGAGAUAGUCAGAAUUCACUUACUCUCAUCUGGGGCUCGUGCCAGCAGCAAAAGUGCUAGGUUUCGCUAUCAGCAGAGAGGAGGCUACACUCCUCAUGAUGACCCAGGGUUGGAGCUGAAACUAGAAGACCCCGGAUUGGUCAAAACUCUUUCUACCACAAAUGUUUUUGACUUAACACCUGGUGAGAAAGCCAAAAUCAUCAUCACCCUUAUUCAUCAGAUCCUCACAUUUGCCAUGGUCAGAGAUGUUAUUGAGGAUUCUGGUGAGAAAUUGAGGAUCAGAAAGUUUGACCUCAAGCAGAUGCAGUGGGCUGAGCAGAGGAGAGAGAGGGAGGAGCAGGCGCUCAGGUACAAGAAAAAUAUGGAAGAGAAAGCAAAAGAACAAGCACGGAGAAUGCAACAAAUGAUGGCAGACGAAAAUUUGUUACCGGGCGACUUCACUGACCUGGAGAAAAGUCAGGCAGAAAAGGAUGCUGAGAGGCAAAAAGAGCAUGAUAUGGAGGCGCGCAAGAAAGCUGAAUUUUCCAAAAAGGAAUGCGAAGUGCUUGAUGAAAUCAUGUCCCUGCAGAGGAUGGUUUCAGUAUACCCACUGGGAAGAGACCGUUUGUUCAGGAGGUACUAUUUUUUCUCAGCCCUGCCUGGGUUGUUCAUAGAGGACCAUGAGCUGCAUGUCCCUGCUGACAUGUUGAAGCCUGGAGUUGAUACGGCUGGCGCUGGAACUAAAUUAAAGUUGCUUCCUGAACUGACUUUUCAAGGAGAGCAGAAAGUAAAGCGCAAAAAAUCCAACGGGGAUGACUGUAUUGUUAUCAGUGAUGAGGAAAAUGGAGCGAGCGGCAAAAAUAAGAAUGUAAAACUGAAAGAGGAAGUGGAUGAAAAGAUGGAUGUCAAUGAUGAGAGACGUGACACUCCUCCUGUUCUAGAGAGUGAAGAUUCAUUACCGGACCAACAAAAACUUUCCCAGAAUCCAACCUGGUCAUUCAUCGACACGCCAGAGCACUUGGAUGUCUUGAUAAAUUCGCUCAACACCAGAGGUUUCAGAGAGUGUUCGCUGAGGACUGCUUUGAUGGAGUUAAAACCUCUUUUGGAACAUUCUUUGAAGGAGUGUCCAACAGACAUACUCAGCAUGCCUGAGGAAAAGGCGGAGGAAGCUAGGAUUCAGGCACUUGCCAUGACAAGAGGAAUAUCCAGCAAGAAGGCAGCUCAGGAUGCCCUCAUUGUUGAGAAGGCUGAGAUAACCAUGGAACUUAAUCUCCGAGAUGCCAUCUUGGAUAUGGAAGACAGGAUACAUAUAGGAGGCCUUGGCUCAGUUAAGGUUAAAAACAGAACGCUUUGGAGAGAAGCCAUAUUACAACGCAGCUAUAAUUCACAGAGUGAUAACCCCAUUUUUAGUUCCUCAGUGAAACCCCAGUAUAAUGGCGAGGAUGAGACGUCUUCAGAAAUGUCAGAUUCACAGUCGGUGGCCAGGGAUUUAGCCAGGGCUCUAGUUCAGAUAGCCAGAGGUGUCGAGCCUAGGUAUAUGAAAGAACCACUGAAGGAGGAUGACGGAAAGAAAAAGAAAUCUACACCAUCUUCUAAAGACAAAAAGAAAAAGGAAGACGACGAACAUUCUGAUGCAGAAGAAAGCACUGGGCCCAGGAAAACACAGACACUGUAUGAGCGAUGGGAGGAAUCAUUGUUGUCCUCCACCAGUCUGUCUCAGGUCUAUCUUCAUCUGGCUACCUUAGACAAGAGCAUCAUCUGGGCAAAGUCUGCACUGGAGACAAGGUGUAGACUGUGUCGGCGUAAGGGUGACCCUGAUAAGAUGCUCCUUUGUGAUGGCUGUGACAGAGGUCACCACAUGUACUGCUUGAAACCACCGGUAGAGAAAAUUCCAUCUGGUGACUGGUUCUGCUCUGAAUGCCGUCCAAAACAAGCACCCAGAAGUCCUGUCAGGAAGGGAUGGAGAAAGACAUUUACAGAGGAGGAGGAAGAGGAGACACAAGAAGCUGAACAGGAUGAAGAAGUGGAAGAUGAUGACCAGAUUGAUGAUAGUAUAGAUCAACGGACUUUUGAAACUGAAGCUUCGGAAGAGGAAGAUUGCAUGGGCAUUGACAGAGCUGGGAGGAUCAAAAUUGGAGGCAAUAACAAAAAUGGGAAAUCUAAGGCCAAGUCAAAAGAUACAGAAAAAGGAAAAGGCAAAGAGAGGAAAUCAACUGGCAGUGCCAAAUCCACUCCAACAAAUAGUCGGACAGGAUCAAGGAGAGAAAGCCCACAAGACAGUCCGAUCCUAGGAAGGCCUAAGAAACAACACUUGUCGGCCUCAGCUGAAGUGAACAGUAUAGCCAUAUCCAAAGUUAAGAAAGGGAAGCCACGCCCCAAACUCUCUCUUGAUUCCAAUUCAAUGGAGGAUGAUGAUCCAAUCAUCCGCAUGAUGAAGCCCUUAAUGCCCAGCUCCAAGAGAGCCAACAGUCAACAGCAACAGCUGAGAACAACACAAGAUCUCGUCAAUGAGCUGAUUAAACACCAGGAUGCCUGGCCAUUCCUGAAACCAGUGGACAAGAAGCUGGUGCCAGACUACUAUGAUGUUAUUACAAAUCCCAUGGACUUUGGGACAAUCAGAAACAGAAUACAUGCAUUUACAUACAAAAGACCUUCUGAGAUACUGGAGGAUGUGCGGCAGAUAUUCCAUAACUGUGUUGAGUACAACAACCGAGGCAGCCUUGAGUAUAAAGCCUGCCAUAGACUUUCUAAAUACUUUGACAAGCGAGUUAGAGAACUUUCGCUGGCAGAAGACAUUCCUACUCCAGAGAACAGCAAAGGCAGAGAGUCUCUGUGA